AUGGUCGCCGACCUCCCUCUCUCCACCAUCCCCCCCUCCAAGCCUCACUCCCACACCGUCAUCUUCCUGCACGAGAACAAAAACUUUGCCCGCAGCGCCGUCAACCGCAUGCACGAGGCCACCGACCGCGACUGGCAGUCCAUCAUCCAAAACUACGCCUCGACGCGGUGGGUGUUCCCGCAGGCACCCACCGGCGAGCCGCUUAUACCGUCGCUGCAGAGCAUCUCGACGGGCAUCCAGCACGCCGUGCACAGGGGCGAGCCCAACUGGUGGAAUAACCAGGACCCGGAUGCUGCGAGGAAAGAGAGUGACAUUCUGCCUGAUCUGCGGGAGAGGAUCAAGGAGCUGGAAAAGGUCAUCUCGAACGAAGUGAGCGUGCUGGGAGGCCGUUGGGAGAGGGUCAUUCUGGCGGGAAUAGGCCACGGCGCGGGCAUGGCCAUGGCGACAAUCAUCAGCCUGGGCAUCCCCAACGAGCAAGACCUCAGUACAGUUACAAGCAGCACCGGAAAGAAGAAGCCUCAGCCCCUGGGCGGCUUCGUCGGCAUAUCCUGCGAGAUGCCCCUCCAAGAAACGCCCUCCGCCGCCCGCCGCCUCCUCUUCCCAGACAGCGACGCCCUGCCAGACAAAGAAAAGAGCAACGAUGUCUGGAAGAAGACGCCCGUGCUGCUGCAAUAUUUCGUCAAUGGCGGGCAGGAGUAUCUGGACAAGGGCCGGGCUUUGAGGGACAUGCUGGUGGCGAACGGCGUGGAGGAUGUUUGUUGGCGGGAGUACGAGGAUGGACGGAUGUUUAUGAAUUCGCCGCGGGGGGUGGAGGAUGUGAAGGAGUUUUUUGGGGACAAGAUGGAUUUGAGGCCGAAUUACUGA
Trichoderma gamsii is the source of this 864-nucleotide messenger RNA. RefSeq names its product acyl-protein thioesterase. Lineage: Eukaryota; Fungi; Ascomycota; Sordariomycetes; Hypocreales; Hypocreaceae. The coding region runs from base 1 to 864 and encodes 287 amino acids. Gene Ontology annotation, biological process: protein depalmitoylation. Gene Ontology annotation, molecular function: palmitoyl-(protein) hydrolase activity; carboxylic ester hydrolase activity. The record is from RefSeq and is a predicted model, not a curated record. The transcript has a single exon. Gene Ontology annotation, cellular component: cytoplasm.